GGCUCAGGCUCCUCUGCCAUGGAUAAUCCGACCCGGUGCUUGGGCGGGUCUUUAUGAUCCGCACACCAACGAGCUGAGUAGGGUUUAAGCCUCGUAAGGUUUUUGAACACGAAACUAGCACACUUCACUCAUCACCUGCUACAAAUCUACUUCAAAAUGGCAUCUUCCCUCUGUAGAAGAAUUUAUCAUUCUUUUCUUUCUCAAAACCCUAAUUUCAAUCAACACCAAUCGCUACUAAUUUCCGCCCACCGUUUCUCCACCGAAACCUCUUCCGACUCUACCUCCGAUUCCGAUUCGGAUCCCACUACCCACCCAGAAUCCGAUUCUGGUCCGUUAUCCCAAUCUUCCGAUUCCAGUUCCCGCCAAAAGGUCCCCGUAGACCGCCCCUUAGAAAACGGUUUAGAUGCAGGCAUUUACAAGGCGAUCUUGAUUGGGGUAGUGGGUCAACAUGCUAUAGAGAAGAAGCUGAGGAGUGGGAGGGCUGUGACUAUGCUGUCGAUAGGGACCGGAGGGAUGAGGAAUAAUCGGAGACCGCUGCAGAAUGAAGAGCCCAGGGAUUAUGCGAAUCGGAGUAUGGUUCAGUGGCAUAGAGUCUCGAUUUAUGCGGAGAGGUUGGGUGCGCUUGUAGCAAAGAAUGCAGUUCCUGGCUCUACCUUAUAUUUGGAGGGGAAUCUAGAGACGAAGAUUUUCAAUGAUCCGAUAACAGGUCUAACACGUCGUGUAAGAGAAGUGGCCGUUCGUGGAGAUGGCCGUGUUGUGUUUCUUGAUAAAGGGAAUGAUGGCCAAGAACCCCAACAAGCGGAACUGAAGGGGGUCGGUUAUUACUGAAAGAUUGAAGGCAAACUGCCAAGUUUGUUGCUUUCUGUUCCUACGAUAUUAGUUACUACUUGCACGACAGUCGGAGGUCAUUGUUACUGUCUUAAAAUUGCACUUCCAGGUAGGCGAUCAUGAUUUAUUUUGACCCUUUUGUGCACCUUGUUUCAUGACAUGUGAAAGAGUGAGCAAGUGUACACACUGUUUGGAAGAAUGCAGGCAUGGUGGAAAUUAUCAGUUAAUUAAAGACUCUUCUUUUCUUUGAUUCAUUCCAUAUUUCUAGGGAUUGCAAUUUACAGACUUGUUUAUAGAUAAACAGUUUAGUUUAUAGGUUAUGUUUUAUUUCUAAUGGGUAUGAGUGAAACUGUUAUCUUUUAGCUCGAA
Messenger RNA from Helianthus annuus (common sunflower), 1197 nucleotides. RefSeq names its product single-stranded DNA-binding protein, mitochondrial. The coding region runs from base 157 to 828 and encodes 223 amino acids. Gene Ontology annotation, molecular function: single-stranded DNA binding. The record is from RefSeq and is a predicted model, not a curated record. The transcript has 4 exons. Lineage: Eukaryota; Viridiplantae; Streptophyta; Magnoliopsida; Asterales; Asteraceae. Gene Ontology annotation, biological process: mitochondrial DNA replication; positive regulation of helicase activity. Gene Ontology annotation, cellular component: mitochondrial nucleoid.